GUUUCGAUCGCCUCUGAUGAUUGUUUUUACAAGAGGCUUUCCGCUUCUUCGGAUAAAGGCGGAGAUCACUGAUUUUUAAUUCCUUUCUUUGGUUGUAAAUUAUACCGAAAAUCGGCCUCUUCAUAAGGAGAAAGUCAAAAUAAAAUUGUUUACAAUUCAAAGAUGGAGAUAAUAAAUCAAUCCUCUGUCUUACGUAGAUGGAGAUGAUAAAUCUCUUUUCCAACGAAAAGCCCUCUUGCAAGGGUCCUAGCAAGGGCUUCCAAGAGGCACAAGAGGGUAACGAAAUUGAAUACAAUUCGAAGACCGAAAAGGGCUUGCAAGAGUGUGUUGAGAGAUUCCAUGGUGAUAAUCUUAUAAGUCGAUUACCCGAUGACAUUCUCCUUAUUAUCCUAUCUUUCCUCCCAUUGAAAGAAGCUGGGCGAACAAGUGUUCUUUCUUCUCGUUGGAGAAACCUGUGGAGUUACAUCUUACAUCUCAACUUUGAUGACCGUAGCUCGAUGGAGAAGAUUAUCGAGGACCCAAAUUUUCGCAGUGUUGAGAGGGAAAAGUAUGUAAAGUGGGUGGAUUCGGUUCUCCAAUCACACCGAGGGUCCACCGUGAAAGAAUUACGAAUAUGCUUUAGUUUAGUCAAAUCAGCCACAAAGUCAGUUACGAAGUGGCUUGAAUUUGCUUUUGAGAGGCACACCGAAAAGUUGGAGUUGAACCUUUCAGAUGGUGACUGUAGUCAUGUCCCAGAUGAAAGGUACGUGUUUCCGCAAGAGUUAUGCAGGUCAGACGGUCCUUACAAAUCUAGUAGACUUUUCAACUGCAAGUCCAUAAAAAUGUUGUCCUUGGGCUGUAUUAAUAUCUCUGGUGAAACUAUUGAGUUUCUCUUACGUGGCUGCCCAUUGCUGGAG
This is a messenger RNA of Striga asiatica, 896 nucleotides long. Lineage: Eukaryota; Viridiplantae; Streptophyta; Magnoliopsida; Lamiales; Orobanchaceae. The record is from the annotation of a GenBank genome assembly.